AUGUCGCCCCAAGCUCCGUCCCCGGAGUUGGACGAGUCCACUCCGCUCCUCAAUCCUGAUCCUUAUCGAGGAUCCCCCACGAAGCAGCGUUGGUCAAUAUGGAGUCCCGCCAGCCGCGUCCUCGUGGCAGGUUUCCUGAUCACUCUUUCUUUCUCCUUUACCCAAGUCCCGAUAAUCUACAUCUUCCGCCAGAUGGUUUGCGAUGUGUACUAUGACGAAGAACACCAUGAUCCAUAUCAGGGCACUGAUGGAAAAAGAGACCGGUGCGACCGCAACGAGAUCGCCGCGCGCACCGCCGCCCAGCUAGCCAUCCUAGCGGUGAGCACGACCCUAUGCGGGACAUGCAACCUUUUCAUCUCGGCAUGGCAGGCCAAGACGCUGGGGCCGCGAGCUGCCCUUAUGAUCCAGGUCUUCAUUCCUGCCAUUAGGGUGGCUGCCCAGAUCUUUGGCGUUCUCCUCGGUGGGCAGAAGGGCAUCAUUACGUUCCAGGCCACCCAGGUCAUCACUACAUUUGGGGGGCCGGCGGGCUAUAUACUUAUUGUGAAUACCAUCGCUAGCGAGGUGGUCGAGCCCAAGCAGCGGACAGCCGUCUUUGGUAAAUUGCAGGGCUGUCUUAUGCUUGGUCAAGCAAUCGGCUUUCUAGCCGGCGGGAUGCUAGGCGAUUCAUUUGGCAUCAGGCGGCCUUUCGAGACAGCAUUCGUGUGCUUCCUCAUAGCCACGGUUUAUGUUCGCCUUGCUAUCCCUUAUCUACCCCCAAGCGCCGUUGCAGCAGGCAAUAAAGCUCCAAGAGGUGUAAAAGGGUUCUUCGCGCCACUGAAAGUCUUGAAACCACAAAAGGUACGCCUUGCCAACGGUCAGGUCAAGAAACACUACGGCGUUUUUUUCUUGUGCUCUGGGGUGUUUAUGGGGGUGCUGGCUACUGGUUAUGUCACAACCCUUGUGCAACUAUACACAUCUAAUACGUUUGGCUUCACUCAAGCCGACAACGGACGAUUGAUCUCGGGGAAUGCACUCAUGAGGGCUGGCUUCCUGACCUUCAUGUUCCCCAAAAUCAUUGACUGGGGUAGGACAUGGUUCAUCAAGGCCUCGCAUACUCAGCCAUCAGAGGUCGAGACCCCACCUCUUGAGAUGCCGACAGACCCGAGACUUUUCAAUGCACCAACAGGGGUUCAAGGAGAGGAUCAGCCGCUGGAACCCAUGGCGCCUGCGCCUGUCGAAGAAACGGCUGGACGCGGUUUUGACCUGUAUUUCCUUCGCUCGAGCUUGCUUGUCGACGCUGCUGUCACAUCUGUCGCAGCGUAUGCGACUGAGGGUUGGCACAUGUACAUCGCGGCUUUUCUCCUACCAUUUGCGUCAGGGACGGCGCCCGCUGCCAAAGGUGUCAUCACGGAAAUGUGCCCGCCUUCUCAACGUACAGACGCUCUGGGAGCCAUCACACUCGUCGAGAAUAUUGCCAACCUUUCAACACUCAGUCUUUUCGGCUUUGUGUUCUCCACUCUAGCUGAGAUUGGUCAGGCACAUCUCACCUUCUUCCUCAAUGCGGCCGUCGCUGUUCUCGCGAUGAUCGUACUACUCUUCUCUCAUUUUCCUCCAGCGAAUAGUGAGCUUGUCGAAGAUGAAGUGGACGAUGUCAUUGGGCGCGACUAA
This is a messenger RNA of Pyricularia oryzae 70-15, 1647 nucleotides long. RefSeq lists its product as uncharacterized. The transcript is spliced from 7 exons. Gene Ontology annotation, cellular component: membrane. The record is from RefSeq and is a predicted model, not a curated record. Bases 1 to 1647 code for a protein of 548 amino acids. Gene Ontology annotation, molecular function: transmembrane transporter activity. Gene Ontology annotation, biological process: transmembrane transport. NCBI's taxonomy places the organism in Eukaryota, Fungi, Ascomycota, Sordariomycetes, Magnaporthales, Pyriculariaceae.